AUGCUGCCAUUGAGCUUGACAUAUUUGGGAUCAUCGCUAGAACAGGUCCAGGUUCUCAGAUCUCAUCCUCUGAGGGAAGAUGGUAACAAGGUGGAGAGGAUUUAUGGCCUUGCACCUGCCUCUAAAUCCCUGCUUGGUCACGAAGAUGAAGGGUUAGGCAUGGAGGAUGCCAUAAUUGAAGGUGGCGAUCAAUGUAAGAAAGUUAAUGGGAAGUCUUCAUUCCAGUUUAUGAACAUUGAUCCAACAUUCAACAAGAUCUUCAAUAAAGCUAUGGCUGGCAUUUCCUCCUUAACCAUGAGAAAAAUACUUGAAACAUACGAAGGAUUUGAGGGACUCGCAUCAUUGGUUGAUGUUGGGGGUGGAAUUGGCAGAACCCUUAAUAGAAUCAUCUCCAAUUAUCCUUCCGGUGAGGGAAUUAACUAUGACUUGCCUCGUGUGGUACAAAGUGCACCUUCUUAUCCUGAUACACAUUGUUUUCCUUUUCAAGAAAGAAAGAAUGAGAGUAUUCAGCAUGUUGGAGGGGAUAUGUUUUCAAGUUCUGGAUUUGAAGAGUAA
This is a messenger RNA of Populus trichocarpa (black cottonwood), 555 nucleotides long. Its product is annotated as flavone 3'-O-methyltransferase 1. NCBI's taxonomy places the organism in Eukaryota, Viridiplantae, Streptophyta, Magnoliopsida, Malpighiales, Salicaceae. The transcript is spliced from 3 exons. The coding region runs from base 1 to 555 and encodes 184 amino acids. The record is from RefSeq and is a predicted model, not a curated record. Gene Ontology annotation, molecular function: S-adenosylmethionine-dependent methyltransferase activity; O-methyltransferase activity. Gene Ontology annotation, biological process: methylation.